Messenger RNA from Populus trichocarpa (black cottonwood), 1838 nucleotides. Its product is annotated as gibberellin 20 oxidase 2. The coding region runs from base 308 to 1465 and encodes 385 amino acids. Lineage: Eukaryota; Viridiplantae; Streptophyta; Magnoliopsida; Malpighiales; Salicaceae. Gene Ontology annotation, molecular function: gibberellin 20-oxidase activity. Gene Ontology annotation, biological process: gibberellin biosynthetic process; response to light stimulus; unidimensional cell growth. The transcript has 3 exons. The record is from RefSeq and is a predicted model, not a curated record.
UUGGAAUAUCACCUAAUUUUCUCAUUGAGUAACUCCUUAAACUGCAAAUCCUCCCCUCCCCUGCAAAAAUAAAAAUCCACACAAGGCAUAUAAGAGUGAGGGAAAGACAGGUAGCUACAAGAUUCCAAUAUUUGGGCUCGGCGAUUUCCCCAAUGAGAGCGGUCUUGGCUUUUCUUUUAUCAUCAUCACACUUCUCUUCCGUUUCUCUUGACUGGCUAGCAGCUACUCUCCCUGCCACUUACAUAUAUAUCUUGCCUUGCCAUUUCUUCGAAGCUAGCUAUCACACUAGUCACAAAUUCGUAAUGCAAUGGCAAUAGAUUGCAUCAAAACCAUGCCUUCAAAAACCACCCAUCAUCACCAUCCAAAAGAUCAAGAUCAAUGCAAAGAUGAUAACAAGUCUUUAGUGUUUGAUGCACAAGUUCUUAGAUACCAAUCAAGCAUACCUCAACAGUUCAUUUGGCCUGACCAUGAAAAGCCUAGUGCUAAUGCACCUGAACUCCAAGUUCCACUUAUAGACUUGGGUGAUUUCCUCUCUGGUAACCCUGAUGCUGCAAUGGAAGCUUCAAGACUUGUUGGUGAAGCAUGUCAAAAACAUGGUUUCUUUCUUGUUGUUAAUCAUGGAGUUGAUAAGACACUCAUUGCUCAUGCUCUUAAUUACAUGGACAACUUCUUUGAAUUGCCUCUUUCUGAGAAACAAAAGGCUCAAAGAAAAAUUGGCGAGUCUUGUGGAUAUGCUAGUAGCUUUACUGGCAGGUUUUCCUCCAAACUUCCAUGGAAAGAAACACUUUCUUUUAGCUAUACAGCUGAGAAGAAUUCAUCAAAACAUAUUGAGCAAUAUUUUCAUGACAGAAUGGGGGAAGACUUCGCCAAAUUCGGAAGGGUGUACCAGGAUUACUGCGAGGCCAUGAGCACUUUGUCACUAGGGAUCAUGGAGCUAUUAGGAAUGAGCCUUGGUGUGAGCAGAGCACAUUUCAGAGAAUAUUUCGAAGAGAAUGAUUCAAUAAUGAGGCUUAACUACUACCCUCCAUGCCAAAAGCCUGAACUUACUUUAGGAACUGGUCCUCAUUGUGAUCCAACUUCUUUAACCAUCCUUCAUCAAGACCAAGUGGGUGGUCUUCAAGUGUAUGUAGACAACGAAUGGUGUUCGAUUAGCCCCAAUUUCGACGCUUUUGUCGUUAACAUUGGCGACACCUUCAUGGCUCUAUCAAAUGGUAGAUACAAGAGUUGUUUGCACCGAGCGGUGGUGAACAGCCAAACGCCAAGAAAAUCUCUUGCUUUCUUCUUGUGUCCAAGGAAUGACAAGAAGGUAACUCCACCAAAGGAAUUAGUGGACACAUGCAAUCCAAGAAUAUAUCCAGAUUUCACAUGGCCUAUGUUGCUUGAAUUCACACAAAAGCAUUACAGAGCUGACAUGAAGACACUUGAGAUGUUCACAAAUUGGCUUCAACAAAGAAAUGUUAGCUGAACAAGUGGGUCAAGUUAUGUGUCGCAUAAAUAGACCUGGUGGCAUGCUAUAGGCCUCUUUAUCAAGGACAAAAAAAGGAAAGUGAUACUGAUGGGGAGGGGAGGGGAGUGGAAAGGGAAAGAAAUGAAGCUUGAAAGAGAUGGGGAUUUUGAUGAGAUUUGGAGGGGAACAACACUACAUGAAGAGAGGAAAAAAAAUUUGAGACUCUCUCAAAGGACAACUUUCCUUUAUGCCCAUAGGUCUGGUAAUUACUAGCUAGCUUAUUUAUAUUUUAUUGGCCAUGAACAAAACGUAAAAUCCACAGACCAGUAAAAUGUUGGAUUGGCUAAUUGCUUUUUGUAUUUUCUUUGAUAAUGUAAAAAGGUUAUCACUA